Messenger RNA from Pseudophryne corroboree (corroboree frog), 1010 nucleotides. RefSeq names its product myeloid leukemia factor 1 (gene MLF1). The transcript is spliced from 8 exons. Gene Ontology annotation, biological process: regulation of DNA-templated transcription. NCBI's taxonomy places the organism in Eukaryota, Metazoa, Chordata, Amphibia, Anura, Myobatrachidae. Gene Ontology annotation, cellular component: cytoplasm; nucleus. Bases 82 to 879 code for a protein of 265 amino acids. The record is from RefSeq and is a predicted model, not a curated record.
AACGGCGUGAGCGUGCACUGUACAUCAUCAUCAGACAACGGCUGAGCCGGGCUCGGUGCGGGGCGCUACUGCUGCGGGAAGAUGUUCGGGAACCUGCUCAAAGACUUCGAGGAAGACCAGUUCUUUUCAGAUCCAUUCACUGCACACCAAGAACAUGUCAGACAGAUGAUGAGAAGUUUCUCUGAUCCUUUUGGCCGGGAUCCCUUCUUUAGUAUCACAGAUGGCAGAUCUCAUGGCCGCAGAGGGCAGCACGGUUCCCAGGUGGCUCUGAGGGAAGAUCACAGGGCUUCAAGUCUAUCCCAUAUGCCUAGUGCCCCCUUUUCUAGCUUGGCCACUGAUUUCAAAGAUACUUUCCACUCCUUUGACAGUGUGAUGGCAAACAUGAGGAACAAAAUGAUAGAUAUGCACAAACAAAUUGAAGGGUUGGCAGACCGGCCUGACACUCACUCAUUUCAGUCCUCUACAGUAAUGACAUACUCCAAGACUGGAGAUGAGCCCGCUAAGAUUUUCCAAGCAUCAAGUCAAACCCGCAAAGCCCCGGGCGGAAUAAAAGAAACUAAGAAAGCAGUCCGUGAUUCUGAAAGUGGAGUAGAAAAAAUAGCUGUUGGACAUCACAUUAAAGAUCGUGCCCAUAUUGUCAAGAAAUUGAAAAACAACAAGACAGGGAACCAUGAAGUCGACCAAGAAUUUGUUAAUCUCGAUGAAUCUGAGGCACCGAUCUUUAACAAUGAAUGGGACAGGAAGGUCUCAAAGUUCCACUCCUUUGAAAAUAACUUCCCCUUAGAGGCUCCUAAACGCCAAAGUGCUCACUAUUCCACAAAAAUAGGACCCCCUGAUCUGCCACGGAGGGAGCGGAACAUCUCCAAAAUGGUCAUCUAGAGGAUACGUCACAGCAUGUUACUUGUAACAACAGCGUUUCAUAAGUAAACAACAGAACAUUUGGUAACAUAGGAGACGUGAGCUGACGCUUUGUAUCAGGGCUUCAAAAUAAAUAAGAUGUGCGCAUUUGA